AUGACACCGGAUCAUGCUUCAGAUACUGGUGGAUUAGGUAUUCUUGUUGGCACAGGAGAGUUAAUUUGCAGUUUCUUUUCGCGGGUGCUGCUUUGUGGCGUAUUUAUUGCUCAUCCAGAAGAUCCACUCACAUUUUUAGAGGAAAAGCUCAGAGAAAUAAUGGCAAAGGGAUUAGAUGCUUCCUUAUGAUACAUACUAAAUUAUUCCCAGUGUGUGUGCUAUGUGAUGACUAAAGAAUUAUGUGCCAAAGAAUGGGACUUUUACAGCAGAAACUUAAUUAAGCCUUAUUUGGGAGGAUGGAUAAAAUAUAAUUUGCUGAAAAGGGAUGAGAAAAAAGCCAGUGGAAGAUUGUCGGGGUCUCCUCCCCCUGCCAUAAUCCCCACUGUAACAGAAAAUGGCUAUAGGAUAAAUCCAUUAAAUGUACAAAUAUUAAGAGUUAUUAUACAGAAGUGGAACAUGUGGGUGUAGACUGACAAGGAAAAAAACCAUUUAAAUCUGUUGUGUAGAGAUAGUACUAAUGGAACUCUAUGACUAUUGACAAGUUUAGCUCACUGUAGAAAAUUCACAAUUUUACCAUACCUGGACUCUGGAAAAGCCUGUCACAAGGUCAUCUGUUUGGAAAUUCCAGGUUGCGUUCAGGUUUGUACUGAUGUCUUCAGAAAUACUGCCAAUGGCUGCAAUUUGAUUCAAGAUUUGCUAAUCAGCAGAAUGUUAACUCUUACAGACAGAUGUAUUUAAGCUCAGGUUGAGAAAUGCCAACAGAUAAUGUCUGUUGUCUUGCUUGACUCUCCAAAAUUUUCAGGCACAUCUUUGAAAACCCUUGCUGAAUGUAAACUUUUGAAGGUCAGCAUUGAAGAGAAUAACCAAAUUACUGAUCUAAGUUUCAAGUUGAUGAGUAACUGCUGCCCAUACAUCAGGCACAUUCAUGUAGCUGAUUGCCAGAAGAUUAGAGAACCUGGUCUUAAGAUGACUUCAUCAUUGAAGCAUAUCCUUGUACUGAAUAUGGCAGACUGCACAAGGGUCAGUGAUGGAUGUGUAAGGCCAUUUGUACAAGGUUUUUCAGGAGCUAAGCUACGAGAGCUGAGUGUUAGCUCCAACAGAGGCACUGCUCUCCACUGUGGUCUAGAAAACAAUUGCUUUAUUGUAAUUGAGUUCUGCAAGGACACAGAAUACCUGGAACACUGCCAUGUCUCCUGCUGCCCUCAGCUGACAGAUGAAGCUGUGAAAACGAUGGCAUUGCACUGCCACAGAGUAAAAUCUGUCAACAAAGUGAGUUGCCCAAAGAUGAUUGAUACGUGUAUCCAACACUUGGCUGCAGCGUGCCAUUGUCUCUUCCUCUUGGACAUCUCAGGUUAUACUCAUCUUACUGUAUACCUGAAAUAACUUUGGAAAGACUGUAAGCAACUCCAAAUUCUCAUGACAUUUUACAGUAUUAUUACUCCAGUGGCAUCACCCACUCAGAUCUGUGUUCAGGCAGAUGCUGACAUACUAGAGCAAGUGUGGAUGAAGCCCACCAAGACCAUUAAAGGGCUGGAGCAUGUGCCGUGCGAAGAAUCUUCAGAGCAUUGCUUUGGUAAGUCACAGGAGAAAGCUCGAGAUGGAGGAGACCUUAUUGCUGUCUCUAACCCCUAUCAGAGCACACAAAAGAGAAGGCACGGCCAAACCAUUCCCAAAGGUGCACUGAUAGGACAAGCGGCAUACAAACAGCCUCCGAAAAUUUUUAUUUUGUCAUUAUUAUUUUUGAACUCGUGUUGCAGACAAGCUGUCUUGAAAUACACAGCUGAACUGGAGAAACAGGAACAUAAUGAUGUUGAUCCUCCUUCCUGGCUUGGAUAUGACUGGGAUGGUAACACCUUCACCAAAAAACACAGAUCAGAGCCUGAAAAAACAAAUUCUUCAAAAUAAAAAAUGAAGAAAUUGUGCAACAUCUCUACAUUUCAAGGGUUUUUCUCUAGAGCACGAAAAGACCACUGUGUUAUUUUUUCUUAAAACUAAUCACACUUUAAUAAAAGGCCAUUUGUUGCAUUAGUAAGGAAGCAUUGCAAAUCUUUCUCACAGGAGUAUGAAUGCCUUCAAGCAAGACAGCUGCACUCAGACAGCACUGCUAACUCUCAGAUGUUGAUUCAAGCUGUCUUCAUCUUUCAAUAAUGUAAGUUUUUGUAGUCCUGUGCAGAGUAAGCAAUGAAUAAAUCUGCAUGUGUUUCAGGUUCUUGUUUACCAUGAAGGUCCUCUCCAGGACAUAAACCCUCUGACUCCCCAGAGAACUUCACACUUGAUGUGGCUGGUACUCAGCAAGUACAGCCUUCUUGAGUAACUGAGAGCAGUGAGUAGGUACAGACUACAGAUUCUUUAAUACAUAACUACACCCAUACAUUUAAGCACAGUUCUCCACUUCUCAACAGUCACUUGUGCACCCAGAGCCCUCAUUCUCAUAAAAGCCUCCUGGGCUGAGUCCAACUCUCUAAAGGAGCUGAUGUUAGUGUUUGCAGAUCUGAACUGUGGGCUGGCUGGCAGCUGAGAGACCAGGAGAAGCAAAUUAAAGGGAGCACAGAUGAAAAAAGUGUUAAAAGUAUAAAUUUGCUCCAGUUACAAGAAUAAGUCUUCUCACCAAAUGGACAAAAGAGAUAUAUGAGCACACAAGGGAUUUACCAUUCAGAUUCUAAUUGCUGAUAACCUACUAAUCUUCCCUUGUCUCGAGAAAAACAGUUUCACCUCAUUAUAGCAGAACAAGACAUUCUUCAAUGCCUUUGGGGAAACUCCCAAGGAUUUGUCCUCCUUCAGCUCAUUCUUGACCUUUAUAUUAAUAUUCUAGUUGGUAUUAGCUCGGAAUUGUAUUAGCUUGGAAUGAAUAUAAUCAGUAGCUUUAGCGGUAGCACAAUUUUUCUGCUGGCUUAUUUAAACUACUUUAAGCGAGUAACUAAAAAUCCUGAUGUUUAAUUCCUGCUAGAUUUAGAAAAUCAAUGAAUUCGAAGCCAGAGUUUGCUUUCUUUUGAAUAUGGAACAAAUAACAUGUUUUCUUAGUAUGUUCCCCCUUAAAUUGCUGAUGCAGCAGUCCCAAAAAACACAGCCUUAAUCUCAGGCUGACAGGCUUUGUAUUCCAGGUGAAUAAUGGGACCAUUAAAUGGAUUUGAUCUUGUGAAGGAUCUACUAGACUGUUUUUAUGUUUUCAUGUGGUGUGAAUUUUGAGGUGCUUUUUUCACUUUGGCUGCAGCAGGGCAGAGAAAUCAUUUGUUUCAAAUAUUUUUCUGGAUAUCCAAAACCAUUAUAAUUUAUUAAUUUUGUAACUUUUAAAAGUAUAAUAACUCAUAUUUAGCAAUAUUGUAAUAACGUUGGUAAUACUAUUAGAAAUGUUUUAUAUAUUAGUGUUUAUAUUAAAAAUAUAUUAAUUUGUCAUAUGCAUCAGUGCCCACCUCAUCCCAACAAAUAGUACACACAACAGUAAACAGAAUGUGGAGUUUUUAACCACCCUGAAUUACAGUAGAAAUGCUGCCCUUGACUCUUGAAGUCCAUUAGCCAGGGGCAAUUAUACCUCCCGGGGAAUCCUGUGGCAAAGGAGAAGUUCAUUUCAUAAUGUACCAUUAUGACCUAAAGUACAAACACAUAUAUACAAAACUUAAAGCCUGAGCUGACAGUCUGAAUUUUCUCCUGCUCCUUGCCAUCCACUCAGUUGGCAGGGAUUCUUACAUUUCAGCUUAAAACACAAAUUUCACUACUUCUUUUAUAAGGUGCCAUAUAGAGGUAUGGAAAGGCUUUUAAAAGCUCCAUUGACUUUACUGUCUGUUUGCAUUACAGUAACAUGGAAUUCUCCACAAAAAUCAGUCCUGCCCUUGUGCAGGGCCUACCUGCUCCCCUCACCUCCUUCCUCUGCCUUCCUGCCUCCAAGAGCUGCCUGGCAGCUUUGCAGGACAGGGCUCUAAGUCACUGCAAACAUAGCAAACAAAGAGAUUCCAGUUCUCAGUUACCAGGCCAAUACUUCCAUUCUAUGGCAGCUUUUCCUUCAGGGGAAUGUUCAUGUGGACUUGGCCCUGAAGUCCAAUUGGAGGAGUGUUCCAGUGAACACUCAGUAAUGAAAUUACUCAGAUCCAUUGCACUUUUACUUAUUUUAAAAGCUUUUCUUUGCAGAUGAGCAGUGGCAGACGUAGCUGGAAUUCUUAUUUCUAUUCACAAACCAGCAGUUCAGGAUGACAUGGAGCAAGUUCUGCCAUUUCACAGAAGUAUUUUUACACAUAGAGUACCUAUUGCCCAGGCAGAAACUGCUCAGGGUUCAAACACCAAAUGAGAAGACCACAUAAGAACUACAGUUCUGAAAGUGAUUUUAUGCUAUCCAUGAUACAA
This is a messenger RNA of Corvus hawaiiensis (hawaiian crow), 4335 nucleotides long. RefSeq names its product F-box and leucine rich repeat protein 13 (gene FBXL13). NCBI's taxonomy places the organism in Eukaryota, Metazoa, Chordata, Aves, Passeriformes, Corvidae. The record is from RefSeq and is a predicted model, not a curated record.